Symbiodinium pilosum is the source of this 913-nucleotide messenger RNA. Lineage: Eukaryota; Dinophyceae; Suessiales; Symbiodiniaceae. The record is from the annotation of a GenBank genome assembly.
GACCUCCCUGACAGUCGAUUUGCGGCAUGCUCCCAGCGAAAGGGCCGAGCCCUUGAAGACCAAAGGUGCUGUGCAGUUCGCGCAAGAUGAGGAGGAAACGCUUCACCAGGCCUUGAAGGCUUCCCUGGAUGGGAUGACUGGUGCGUGCAGCCGACUUCGUGGGGAGGAUGUCGUGAGUGUAAUCGAGAAUGGUGAGCUGACGGUGUUGGGCUUUGCACCACCGCUGUCUGCAGUGGAAAAACAGAAGGAGAUCGCAGCAUCGCUAAAGCGAAGCUCCGAGAUUGCCAGUGCGAUCAUGACGAUGGAGGCUGUAGACGAGGAGAUGCAGGAGCGAAGCGCCAGAGAAGAGGAGACUAGGGAUACAGAACUGCAGCAGCGCCUUGCAGACAAGGAGAUGGAAAUCCUCUCUCUGCGUCAAGCGCUGCAAGAAGAGCAGGAAGCGCGAUCUGCUGCGGAGGCUAAGAUGCGCGAAGCACGCAGCACUUUGCGAGUUCGUGAUGAGUUGCUGCGGUCGAAGAAUGAGGAGCUCUCCAAUCUUCACAUCGAGCUUCACAGCGUGGCACGGGAGCACUGUUCGUUGCAACUGCGCUUCAGGCGCCUUGAAGAGUCCAGGCAGGAGGAUGUCACUGACACGUCCUCCGAGCUCCUGUUCUUGCGACGGCAGUGCAAGCUCCUGGAGGAGAUGAACCAACAGUUGCGAGAUCAGCAUCAUGCUGCGUCUGCGAAGCCCGUGCUGCUCCACAAGGAAGAGAGAGAGGUCCCCACCGAACCCGUUGUCCCCGCCGAACCUGUUGCGCGGGAUGCGUCCAAAGAGUCUACAAUGUCUACAAAGGAGGAAGGAAGAAUCGGCAGCCACGGAAGCCCUGGGCCUCUACCCUCCAUCAGCCGCGCAGCCGUGCGCGCCAUGUCGUAG